Messenger RNA from Misgurnus anguillicaudatus (oriental weatherfish), 1754 nucleotides. RefSeq names its product D(1) dopamine receptor. Gene Ontology annotation, biological process: G protein-coupled dopamine receptor signaling pathway; adenylate cyclase-activating adrenergic receptor signaling pathway; positive regulation of MAPK cascade. Gene Ontology annotation, cellular component: plasma membrane. Gene Ontology annotation, molecular function: G protein-coupled receptor activity; dopamine neurotransmitter receptor activity, coupled via Gs. NCBI's taxonomy places the organism in Eukaryota, Metazoa, Chordata, Actinopteri, Cypriniformes, Cobitidae. The record is from RefSeq and is a predicted model, not a curated record.
AACAGCAUCUGCACUAGAAAACGCUAGACAUUUUAACGAGGUCCAAAAGACGAAUCAGUGAGGACAACUUCGGAAACGCACGGAGUAAAUGGGCUUGUUUUUACUUGUAGGAAUAAGAAACGGAACAUACCCGGCUAAAUAUUUGGCUUUUUCCUGGACGAUUUCAAGAGAUGAGCAACUUAAGCACUUCUGUGGCAUCUUCACAAAGCGCGCAAGGAGAACCAGCGGGUCGCAUAUUGCUGGGUUUUGCGCUCUCUCUACUAGUGCUAUGGACUCUGUUGGGGAAUCUCACGGUGUGCGCCGCCGUUUUGCGCUUUCGUCACCUGAGAGGUAAAGUGACCAACGUCUUCAUCGUGUCUCUGGCCAUGUCAGACCUUCUCGUGGCUGUUCUGGUGAUGCCGUGGAAAGCCGCCACGGAAGUGUCGGGACACUGGCCGUUCGGGUCUUUCUGCGAGUGCUGGGUGGCUUUUGACAUCAUGUGCUCCACAGCCUCCAUCCUCAACCUGUGCGUAAUAAGCGUGGAUAGAUACUGGGCCAUUUCCAACCCGUUUCAGUACGAGAGGAAAAUGAACCGUAAGGUCGCCCUCGUGAUUGUCAGUGUAAUGUGGAUCGUGUCGGUGACCAUUUCAUUCGUGCCCGUGAAGCUCAACUGGCAUCGCGCGGACCUGGGCACGUUUUCCGGCAACGCAAGCACCAAAGAAACAUGCGACUCGAGCCUGAGCAGAACUUAUGCCGUAUCAUCCUCCCUAAUAAGUUUUUACAUCCCCGUUGCGGUGAUGGUGGUGACAUACACGCGGAUCUAUCGCAUCGCUCAGGUUCAGAUCAAGAAGAUCUCAUCCUUGGAGCGCGCAGCGGACCGCGCAGCAGAUCGCGCGCUCAGUUUCGGGACAAGUACGCACGCAUGUCCUCACCAUCAUCGUGCGAUAAGAGAAACCAAACUUUUUAAAACCCUGUCUGUGAUCAUGGGGGUCUUUGUGUGCUGUUGGUUCCCGUUUUUUGUCUUAAAUUGCGCGGUUCCUUUCUGCCAGGAGCCGAACUGUGUGAGCGAGGAAACUUUUAACGUGUUCGUAUGGUUUGGGUGGUGCAACUCAUCGCUCAACCCGAUCAUCUAUGCGUUCAAUUAUGAUUUUAGGGAUGCCUUUGCACGACUUCUGUGCUGUCGUGACGCGUGCGCCAAGGCUAUUCAGAGCAAGGAUCCGGUUUCCAGUAAUAAUGUGGCCAGUUCUGUUAAUAAUACAUCUGUGGAAGUCAGAUAUGUCAAUUUAGUGCCUGUUGAGGCCAACAGGAUGCCCAAUGAAAUGCACGGUCCUUUAAUGGAGCUACAAAUGUUUAAAAAUGACAGUAGGGUUGAUCAACCUACUAAAGAUAAUGCAAUACGCACAUUGGAAUGACCUUAGGGUUAGGCCAAUAAUGUUUGUUUACACAUUUAGUGUUUGCACAUGUUUAAAGAUGAUUAUUUAGGUCAAACGCAAAGAUCAGGUUAACCCAACAGUAGCCACAGACCGGUUGCCAAAGAGCUUGAAAAGUCCAUAGGCUAUUGUUUUCCAUUAGGUACUAGUGCACAGUUAUUUCCUCUCUUAUAAAUAAUUAGUUGGGUGGAAUCUCCACUCAGAAUAGCCUGUUACAUUUCAGUGUGCAAGAGGAUUGGGACUCCAGAUUUAGUUUGACGUGUGAAAGUGCAUCAUUGUCUAUAUGAGGUAAUUUAGUGGUUGAAGAACAUGGUUUUAUAAAGUGAAAGAGUACAUAAAGUCUGG